GAUUCGUCGUGCUGGUGAUCGAUGGAUGUUACGUGGACCUAUUGAGUAUGUACCUCCUGUUGAGGUGGAGGUGGUAACUCGUCGAAAUAUCAUUCCUCUUGAUUGCAAUGAGGGUAUCUAUGUUCGUAAUACACAGACAGGACAGGUUCGAGCUGUUAUUGGUCAAGCCUACAUGUUGAACCAAGAUGAGGAGUUGUGGGAAAAGAAACUUCCGACUGAGGUUGUCCAGUUGUUGGAAAGAAAUAUGGACCCAUUUGCGGAUCGUGGAGUUCGGUCCAUGCAGGACUCAUGUGAAUGUCUUGAUCCAACUCGUGUAGUUACUUUCCGUGUUCCACACAAUGCUGCGGCCCAAGUCUACAAUUACAAGAAUAAAAGGGCGAGAGUUGAGUUUGGACCAAAUUUAGUUAUGUUAGAUCCAGAUGAACAGUUUACUCGUCUGAGUUUGAGUGGUGGGAAACCGAAGAAACCGAACGUGAUUAAAAGUCUUUGUUUAUUGUUAGGCCCAGAUUUCUGUACAGAUGUUGUGAUUGUUGAGACGGCGGAUCAUGCUCGCUUGUCUUUACAACUGUCAUACAACUGGAUGUUUGAUGUGUCUUCAUUGUGCAGUGAGGCAGAUGCUGCUAAAUUAUUCUCAGUACCAGAUUUCAUUGGUGAUGCGUGUAAAGCUAUUGCUUCUCGUGUUCGUGGGACUGUUGCAUCUGUUCACUUUGAUGAUUUUCAUAAGAAUUCGUCACGGAUAAUUCGUGCAUCCGUUUUUGGAUUGGAUGAAGCGGGAAAGAUUCGAGAUCGAUUUGUUUUCCCACAAAACAACCUGCAUAUUACAAGUGUUGAUGUCCAGUCUGUAGAGCCAGUAGACCAACGAACUCGAGAUUCAUUGCAGAAAUCAGUUCAACUCGCCAUUGAGAUAACGACGAAUUCUCAAGAAGCAGCUGCUCGUCAUGAAGCCGAAAGAAUUGAACAAGAAUCGAAAGGUCGAUUGGAAAGGCAGAGGAUUGAAGAUGAGACGGCUGCUGAAGAAUCUCGACGCAAAUUGCUUGAAGUUCGUGUGCAACUAGCUGCCAUCGAAAGCAGUAGCCAAGCGAAGCAGAAGCAGAGAGUCGAGCUGAGGCGAACCGUAUUUCGAGUCAAGCUGCUGUAGAAGAAGCCAAACUUCGUGCUGAAGCUUUGUCUAUUGAAACGAAUGCAGAGUUAGAAAGGCUGAAGCUAGCUCGAGCUGCUGAAAUCGCUUAUAUGAAGGAAAAGAAUGAGGUGGCUUUGAAGUAUAAGGCUGAUGAGAUGGAAAUUGAGAAGUCACGUUUUGUUACGAUGAUCAAUGCGAUAGGCACAGAUACCCUACGUGCGAUGGCAACUGCGGAAUCAGACCAUAAUUUGCGCAUGCUGAGCGCUUUAGGUCUACAGAGUACAUUGAUUACCGAUGGUACGACACCAGUGAAUUUAUUGAGCACUGCUCAUGGUCUUAUCGGUUCGGUUUUUGAAAAUCCAUCCGUAAGCUAGCUAAAGAUGCAAGUGGUGGUGGUGGUGGUGGUGUUGGUGUUGGUGAUGACAAUGAAAAGGGCAAAUGAGUUGAUAGUGUUUGGAAGCAAACUUCUCAUUAUUGUUCUAUUCUUUUAAUUAGGAAUAUAUUUGAUCAUUCGCCAUGUGAUUCACUCAGUUGCUUUUGCUGUCUUUUGUUUUGGCAAACAAUCCAAUAUUUUCAUUUUUUGUAAUGUUUUAUGAUACUUCCUGUGAUCGACUAUGCAUCCUAGUGCAUAUAGGUUUUUAUCUAAUCUAUACAGUUUGUUCUCCUUUGUGAUACAUAUGUAUAUCCGCGUCUUUCAUAAAUCUGUUGUUUUUAUAUUAUUU
This is a messenger RNA of Heterobilharzia americana, 1842 nucleotides long. Lineage: Eukaryota; Metazoa; Platyhelminthes; Trematoda; Strigeidida; Schistosomatidae. The record is from the annotation of a GenBank genome assembly.